AUGUUUAGCUCUCGAGCCAUUUCGACAAACACCGCUCGCUUCGCCGCUAGGCAACAGGGGCUCGCAGCUGAGAGGUCCAGUUGGUAUACCAUAAGAAGCCAGCCUACCCGAAGCUUCAGGAGUUCACCAAGAUGCAGGGAGGAGGAAAAGAAGAGACAGGAUUCCUUCAAGGGCCAGCUUUAUGAAAGUACUCAGCAACGAUUGAAUCGAGAGCGCGCAGAGUUAGACCGCUUCGCGCGGAUGCAAAAGCAAUCUCCGCAUAUCCAAUAUACCGCGAUGACCAUCACUGUCCUUGUUACUGCUCUAGGUUGCUACUACCUUGGUACUAUAAAACCAGCGGAGCUUCCAACAUCCUCCACCACGUCCCUAAGCGACGCUCAAUCACCGCAACAUAACGUCUCCCCCUCGAAUUUACAGGCUGCUUGGGCCGACUUUGUUGAAAUAGUAGGCAGGGAAAAUGUUUCGACGGAACAGGAAGACUUGGAUGGACGCUCAGGAUCUGCUUGGUCAUCAUACAGUGUAAAAGAAAGCGAAAGGCCAUUUCUUAUUGUCUUUCCUUCGACAACAGAGGAAGUUUCACGCAUUAUGAAAGUCUGUCACGUCAGACUUAUUCCGGUCAUCCCAUAUUCUGGCGGAACUAGCCUGGAGGGCCACUUCUCCCCAACACCUGGUGGUGUUUGUAUUGACUUCUCCCGCAUGAACAAGAUAGUGACCCUACAUAAGAACGACCUGGAUGUGGUUGUACAGCCAGCAGUUGGAUGGGAGGAUUUGAACGAGGAGCUGGCGAAGGAUGGUUUAUAUUUCCCCGUUGACCCCGGGCCUGGAGCUAUGAUCGGUGGGAUGGUUGGAACUGGCUGCUCAGGAACCAACGCAUACAGAUAUGGAACUAUGAGAGAAUGGGUUGUCUCGCUGACAAUGGUGCUUGCGGACGGAACCAUUAUCAAGACCAGACAGCGGCCCCGGAAGUCAAGCGCAGGAUACGAUCUUACAAAGCUCUUCAUUGGCAGCGAAGGAACACUUGGGUUAGUUACGGAAGCUACCCUCAAGGUAACGGUCAAGCCGAAAAAUGAAAGCGUAGCUGUCGCAUCUUUCCCGUCAAUUCAUCGUGCUGCCGAAUGCGUGGCUAAGAUUGUGGGAGAGGGAGUGGAACUCGCUGGUCUCGAAAUACUGGACGAUGUUCAAAUGAAAUGCAUCAACGAUAGCAAAACCACACGACGCACCUGGAGCGAAGCACCCACUUUGUUCUUAAAAUUCACAGGAACAGAAACCGGUAUCAAGGAACAAAUUAAAAUUGUCCAAGCUCUGGCAAAAAGCACCGAAAGCCAGUCGUUUGAAUUUGCCCGCGGGAAGGACGAGAUGAACGAGCUAUGGAGUGCACGGAAAGCGGCUCUGUGGAGCGUUAUGGCGAAAAAGAGAGAGAACGACCGAGUCUGGACGACGGAUGUGGCUGUUCCCAUUAGCAGACUACCGGACAUUAUCGAGCAAACGAAGCAAGACAUUGUGAAAAACGGCCUCUUGGCUGGAAUCUGCGGCCAUGUUGGUGAUGGCAAUUUUCAUGCAAUCCUACUUUUUAAUGACAGUGAGCGUGCCGUCGCCGAAGGAAUCGUACACCGUAUGGUGAAGCGAGCCAUCGAGAUGGAGGGCACUGUCAGUGGUGAGCAUGGCGUUGGGCUUGUCAAACGAGACUAUCUUGACCAUGAACUCGGCGAGUCAACAGUAGACACGAUGAGAAAGAUAAAACAAGCCCUCGAUCCUCUAGGCCUUCUCAACUGCAAUAAGGUCGUUCGAGUAGAACUUCCGGGGCAAGGAGAUGUAAAAAGUUGGUAA
Microsporum canis CBS 113480 is the source of this 1827-nucleotide messenger RNA. Its product is annotated as D-lactate dehydrogenase. NCBI's taxonomy places the organism in Eukaryota, Fungi, Ascomycota, Eurotiomycetes, Onygenales, Arthrodermataceae. Gene Ontology annotation, cellular component: mitochondrion. The coding region runs from base 1 to 1827 and encodes 608 amino acids. Gene Ontology annotation, molecular function: D-lactate dehydrogenase (NAD+) activity; D-lactate dehydrogenase (cytochrome) activity; FAD binding. The record is from RefSeq and is a predicted model, not a curated record. Gene Ontology annotation, biological process: lactate catabolic process. The transcript is spliced from 4 exons.